AUGGACAUAAAAGAAGAACCGCAAGACGAUUCUCCUUUCAGCACAGAAACAAAUGGCAAGCGUCCCGCCGAGGAUGCAGAUCAGCAGAAAUCGUUCAAGCGCUCCAGGAGCUCGGACGAGAUGAUUGAGCUCCGCAUCCUCCUGCAGAGUAAGAAUGCAGGGGCUGUAAUCGGGAAGGGUGGCAAAAACAUCAAAGCACUGCGUUCAGACUACAAUGCCAGUGUGUCAGUCCCAGACAGCAGUGGGCCCGAGCGCAUCCUGUGCAUCUGCGCCGACAUAGAGACCAUCGGUGAGAUCCUGCUCAAGAUUAUUCCAACUCUGGAGGAGUACCAGCAGUACAAUGGAAUGGAUUUUGAGUGUGAUCUCCGUAUACUGAUCCACCAAGGCCUGGCUGGCUCCAUCAUUGGAGUCAAGGGAGCCAAGAUCAAGGAGCUCAGAGAGAAUACAAAGACCAGUAUCAAGCUGUAUCAGGAUUGCUGUCCUCAGUCGACGGACCGCGUUGUGCUAGUUGGGGGUAAAAUGGAGCGUGUGGUUGAAUGUAUCAAGACCAUGCUGGAGGUCAUCAGUGUCGCUCCAGUCAAGGGCCGCGCACAGCCGUAUGAUCCCAAUUUCUAUGAUGAAACCUACGAAUACGGAGGCUUCACAAUGGCAUUUGAGGAGAGAGGCAGCAGCAGCAGCCGCCGACUAAUGAGCGGAUUCACUUCGCGAGGUAGCAGGCCAAGCGCUGGCGACCGUGGCUACGAUCGAAUGUCGUCAAGCAGGUCUGCACGGGGACCGCCGCCCCACUCUCGGAGGGAUUAUGAUGACAUUAGCCCCAGGCGGGGUCCUCCUCCGCACCAUCAGAGCAGAAACCGUGGCCACACUAUGUCCAUGGGUCGCUCACACAGAGGCGGAGAUGAUCGUUACUAUGACUCAUACCGUGGCUCUGAUGAAAGGUCAAAUGACAGAAGAGGCAGAACGGAUCGCUACAGCGAUAACAUGAGUGGAGGAGGAUAUGACAAUAGUUCUUCCUGGGAUAGCUACCAGUCAGGUGGGCGGAGCUCCUACAAUGACCCUGUCAUUACCACACAAGUGACCAUCCCCAAAGAUUUGGCGGGCUCCAUCAUCGGAAAGGGCGGCCAGCGAAUCAAGCAGAUUCGCCAUGAUUCUGGCGCGUCCAUCAAGAUCGACGAGCCGCUCGAGGGCUCUGAGGACCGCAUUAUUACCAUAAUGGGCACCCAGGAUCAGAUCCAGAAUGCCCAGUACCUUCUACAGAACAGUGUGAAGCAGUUCUCUGGUCAAUUGCUGUAG
This is a messenger RNA of Nerophis lumbriciformis (worm pipefish), 1290 nucleotides long. Lineage: Eukaryota; Metazoa; Chordata; Actinopteri; Syngnathiformes; Syngnathidae. The record is from RefSeq and is a predicted model, not a curated record.